Messenger RNA from Trichomonas vaginalis G3, 1245 nucleotides. RefSeq names its product metalloexopeptidase protein. The record is from RefSeq and is a predicted model, not a curated record. The coding region runs from base 1 to 1245 and encodes 414 amino acids. Gene Ontology annotation, biological process: proteolysis. NCBI's taxonomy places the organism in Eukaryota, Parabasalia, Trichomonadida, Trichomonadidae. Gene Ontology annotation, molecular function: metalloaminopeptidase activity. The transcript has a single exon.
AUGCCCAAGAAAGGAGCCAGCAAAAGACCCGUUGAAACCACAGAGGAAGAUGACGAGAUAGCCUUCCUUAUGGCAGCAGCUGCAGCUAACAAAAAGAAAAUCGCAGAAGAAAACAAAAAAUCUUUAUUCCCUGAUGAAGUUUUCAAAGAUCUUCCAGCACCACCGAUCAAUUCACAACCAGAUGGCAACUCUUCAGAGAGAUGCGUACUUAAAUACACCGACGAAAUGCUUUCCAAAUUUACAAUUAACCAAUCAGACGAAGAUAGGCUUAAAGAGAUAAAGGCCACACUACCAUUCUUCCGUGAAGGUGGAAUUGUCCAUCAAUCCGUUCGUGAAUGGGCUCUAAACAGUGGUAUCAUUAAACCAGGAGUAAAUCUCAAUGACAUGUGUGGUCAAAUCGAAGAAGGAGUAAGAAGAAUGGUCAACUACGAGCCACCAACAAGAUGUCUUGCCUUCCCAUGCGGUUGUUCCAUCAACAAUUGUGCUGCACACUAUUCUCCAUUACCAGGAGACACAAGAACUCUUCAAAAAGACGAUGUAAUGAAGAUUGAUUACGGUGUUGCAAUCAAUGGAUACAUCAUUGAUAGUGCAUUCACUGUUUGCUUUGAUCCAAGAUUCGAUCCACUUAUCGAAGCAUCAAGAAUGGCCACAGAAACUGCAAUCAAAAUGGCAGGACCUGAAAUGAGAAUCGGAGAAAUUGCAUCUGCAAUUGAAGAAGUUAUAUCUUCUUAUACAUUGGAUCUCAAUGGAAAAUCAUAUCCUCUCAAGCCAGUUUAUAAUUUAAGUGGUCACCAACUUGGACAAUACAUUGUUCAUUGCGGUAAAUCAAUUCCAUUAACAAAGAGAGCCAAUAAUUCCGAGAAGAUGCUUCCAGGAGAGAUUUAUGCAUGCGAAACAUUCGCAACAACAGGAAAAGGAAUUGUUUUCGAUGAUGGAUUGACAAGCCACUUUAUGACUGCAAAGCAACCACCAAAGCCAAAGACAGGAAGUGAACAGAGAAUGCUUAAAGUGUUGACAGAUAAUUUCAAGACAAUGGCAUUUUGCCAGAGAUUUUUGGAAAGAGCUGGUGAAAGAAAUUAUACAAAUACACUUCAACAGAUGGUCAAAGAUAAAAUUGUCAAUCCAUAUCCACCGCUCUCAGAUAUCGUUGGUUCUUAUGUUUCACAACAUGAACAUACUUUUAUUUUACUUGAGGAUCACAAAGAAGUUCUUAGUUUACCAGCAGGUGCAUGGAGACUUGAUUAA